UUUAGUGGCUUUAGGAUUAUCAUUCUCACUUCUCUACCAUCAGGCAGCAGCAGUGCGCAAAGUAACUCGAUUGACGACAGUUCAUUGUCGUCAGAUAACGUAGUGAUUUAAUUUUUCAAAUUAAAAUAAUCGAAAAAAAAAAAAUAAUCAUUUUUCAACCAUGUGCGUACGUACAUUGACCGGAAGUGAAUUAGAUACAUCAGUGCCAACAAAUUUAAAAGUAAAUUAUCAAGAUGUAAAAAAUGAGCAAUCAUCAAAACCGGAUAAAUUAAUAAAAGCUAAAGACAAAUUUAUAAAGUUACAUGAUGAAAUGAUUGUACGAGAGAGAAAACAGAGAAGUGAUUUUCAUGAAAAACUUAAUAAUUUUCUACCAACUGAACAUGUUUUAUUUAAAUUCACCGUUAAAUUUAGAACAUUGUACAAUAAAUUUUGCACUUCUGAAGCAUGGAAACAUACAAAAUCACAUAGAAUUGUAGUAUCUAGUGCUCAAUUAGCACACUUGAUUAUGAUACUUUCAGUUCUAUGUGUUUUAUCAGCAUUUUUUCCAAAAAAUAGACGAACUGGUCAACAGCAUUCAACACUAUUAUCUCUUAUUUAUCUAUCAUCAUUUAUAGUACAUUUAGGAGCACAAGUUUGGAUGACCUUUGUCUCUGGAUUAUCGCUGUACUUCGCUUUACCACGUCACACUUUUAGUGAAAUUCAACGUGUAUUGUUUCCAAGAUAUUUUACAAUAAACGCGUGUAUGAGUUUUAUUACCGUUCUUAUUUUCGUCAAUCAUCAUCCUGUACAUUCUUGGGACUCAGAGUUAAAAUUACAGAUAUUUGCAAUGACAAGUGCAUUUUUUUUGGAAUUAAUGAUUCGUCUUUACAUGACGCCAAUACUUUUGCGUUUAAUUGUUCAGAAAACAUCAAUUGAAGUGACUGCAAAAGUUGGAAGUGAAAUUGGACAUCAAAAUUUUGGCGUUUUAAAACACUGUCCACAUUAUUUGAAAAUUCAUAAAAGUUUUCGUUUAGUACACAGUACAAUUGCCGUUGGAAAUUUAUGUACAAUGGCAUGCACUCUAUUUCAUUUAUAUUAUUUAUCAAGCAAAUUGUGCGUGCUAUAAAUCUCAUUAUUUAGUUAAUAUCUAGUAAUUUAUAAUACAAUUUCUAUAUUCAAUAUACUUAUUUAAUUUCUGAUAGUCA
Leptopilina boulardi is the source of this 1184-nucleotide messenger RNA. RefSeq names its product transmembrane protein 205. The transcript has 4 exons. Lineage: Eukaryota; Metazoa; Arthropoda; Insecta; Hymenoptera; Figitidae. The record is from RefSeq and is a predicted model, not a curated record. Bases 161 to 1105 code for a protein of 314 amino acids.